AUGUCUAGUCGCCCGAAAAAAAUUUUGGAAUUGGCCAAACUAGCACAUUCUAGCAAAAAUAAUACGGAAGAAAAUGAUUAUUCUCUUCAAGAAAUCAGUGAAAUUGAACUAUCAGGAAAUAUUUUUUUAAAUGAAGCCUUAUCUCCAGAAGAUAUUUCUAAUAUCAUCAGAGAAGUCGAGAAUGUCUUUGAUAACGAUAAUGCCAGCGAUAAUCCUGAUAAUAGUAUUAAUAGUGCUGAAAAUCUCAAUCACAAUGAACCAUACCAUCCCGGAAUCGGAAAUAAUGAAACCAUACACGAGGUUAACGAAAUUGGAACACGACAACUAGAUGAAGCCUUAAGUUCAGAAGAUAUAAUUACUAUUAUCAAUGAAGCCGAGAUUGUCUUUGAUAUUAACGAAAAUCCAAGCGAUUGUUAUAAUAACAGUGCUGUUUUGUCAGACAUAACAAACGUGGUUAGUUGGCAAAAAGAAAAUCAAACUCACGAUAAACAAUCUCAUCUCACUUUCCUCGACACGUCUCUUCACCAUCAAGAUUGGAAUCACCAACCUUGCUACAGACAGACUUCAUCAAAACAAUCGUUGAGUCUUAACGAACCAACUACAGAUAUUUCCGAGGAUAUUUCAAUCGACAACCCUUCACCAGACCUGUGGUUUCUUCAAGUAAAACCAACUAAAAAAUCUGAUACUAGCAGAAAAAUGAACAUCAUAAGAGAUAUUGCCAUACCACGAACAUCAGGACUAAACUCUUUAUCCUCGAUAAACGAACGAGCUACAGAUGUUGAAUCAAUUUUUGAACCAUCCGAGGAAUCAUCUCGACAAGAUCAUACUGGGAGUCAAAAAUGGAAAACUUUAAGAGACGAAGCCAAAGCAAUCAAAGACGCAAUGAAAGAUAAAAGAAACAAAACUGAAGAAAAAGACGAAACCAAGGAAAAUAGAAACGGAGCCAAUAAAAUCAAAGAUGCAAUAAAAGAUAAUAAAAACGUGCCCGGAGGAGAGAACAAAGAAAGAAAAAUAAAGGCGAAGCCAAAGUUUCCUUUGGCUUCGACGCAACGAAAGAUAAUGGAAACGAAACCGAAAAAAAAGACGAAAUCAAGAAAAAUAGAAACAAAGUAA
This is a messenger RNA of Ceutorhynchus assimilis (cabbage seed weevil), 1113 nucleotides long. NCBI's taxonomy places the organism in Eukaryota, Metazoa, Arthropoda, Insecta, Coleoptera, Curculionidae. The record is from the annotation of a GenBank genome assembly.